Messenger RNA from Prorocentrum cordatum, 594 nucleotides. The record is from the annotation of a GenBank genome assembly. Lineage: Eukaryota; Dinophyceae; Prorocentrales; Prorocentraceae.
GACGCGACGGCGCCGAACUCCACGGCGCCGAGCUCCACGGCGUCGCUCGUGGCGCAGGCGGCGCCGAACCUGACGGAGAGGCCCGAGACGUUCACCCACAGCUCCCGCAAGGACGUAGCGAGCCAGGGCGUGCUGGACCUGAUGGACAUGAUCGCCGAGGGCAUCCACAAGGAGCAGGAGGCCGUGGACGCCACGGAGCGGGAGGCGGCCAGCAGCUUUCGCCGUGAUGGCGAAGGAGAGACCCAGGAGAACGAGGACCACAUGUGGCAGGAGAUCACCGAGUGGGUCAAGCUUAAGGCCAAGCUGUCGGUGCGCGUCAACAUCGACAAGGACACGAAGACCCAGCGCACAGAGAACUUCGAGUCGAUCCAGGGCCAGAUCUCCACCCUGCACGAGGAGUGCGACGAUCUACUUUCCAAGUUCGACCAGAGGGUCAAACGCAGGGACUUCGAGCUGAGCCAGCUGAAGGACGUUCUGGACAUCCUGGCGGGCUCCUCCGUCGCGCCGCGGACAGGUCUCGCGCAGCAGCAGACCACCCUGAUGAGCAAGCGCGAGCUGGCCCUCCUGAGCGGGCUCACCAACGAGGCGGCCUGA